AUGGCUGACCAGAUUGACGUCCUGCUCUACGGCCUAGGAGCUAUUGGCUCCUUCUAUGCCUUCAUCCUGAACCGUUCCGACAGCGUACGUCUGACGGUAGUCGCGCGAUCGAAUUACGAUGCAGUACUCGCCAACGGAAUCACUAUCAACAGCGAGAAUCAUGGCCAGCACAACUUCCGUCCCUAUAAAGUUGUCAAAUCGCCCACAGAAGCAUCGCCGAUGGACUAUGUCGUCUGCGCACACAAGGCCAUUGAUCAAGACGAGGUGGCAGCCCAAUUGACGCCCGUCGUAGACCCCAGUCGUACCACCAUUGUGGUGAUCCAGAACGGUGUCGGCAAUGAAGAGCCAUUCCGGAAACAAUUCCCCCAAAACUCGAUUAUUACUUGCGUGACAUGGGUGGGAGCCAUGCAAACCAGCCCAGGCGUCGUCAAGCACAUUAAAUCCGAGGACACGCAGCUCGGUCUCUUCCCUAAUGAGCAAGUCGACAGCGCUCUUGAAAAACAACGCCUCGACACCUUCGCCGACCUCCUUCGACACGGCCAAACCCGCUUCCAAGUCAUUGAAAACAUGCAGCAACAACGAUGGGAGAAGGUUGUGUGGAAUGUGGCGUGGAACUCGUUGACUACGCUUACUAUGGUGGAUACACAAACUUGGUUACACUCCUCUCCCGAUGCGGAGCCAUUUACUCGCGCGCUCAUGCGUGAAGUUAUUGCUAUUGCUCGGGCAUGUGGCGUGCCAUUGUCGGAUGAGUUGGUUGACCAGCAGAUGGAUAAGAUCAAUUCUCUUCCUGGUAUUGGAAGCAGUAUGCAAACGGAUUGUAAGUCAGGACGGCCGAUGGAGAUUGAUGUUAUUCUGGGAUUCCCUGUGCGCAAGGCUAGAGAGCUGGGUAUAUCGGCGCCGUACCUCGAGGCCAUUUAUGUGAUUCUCCGAGCUGUGGAUGGCCGACUACGUGCUGCACUAUAG
Penicillium subrubescens is the source of this 963-nucleotide messenger RNA. Its product is annotated as ketopantoate reductase family protein. The record is from RefSeq and is a predicted model, not a curated record. Lineage: Eukaryota; Fungi; Ascomycota; Eurotiomycetes; Eurotiales; Aspergillaceae. The transcript has 5 exons. Gene Ontology annotation, molecular function: 2-dehydropantoate 2-reductase activity. The coding region runs from base 1 to 963 and encodes 320 amino acids. Gene Ontology annotation, cellular component: cytoplasm. Gene Ontology annotation, biological process: pantothenate biosynthetic process.